Molecule: messenger RNA, 2276 nt
Organism: Ooceraea biroi (clonal raider ant)
Lineage: Eukaryota; Metazoa; Arthropoda; Insecta; Hymenoptera; Formicidae
Gene: mi
Product: cyclin E-interacting protein minus
Source: RefSeq, a predicted model, not a curated record
GGAACGAUACGGUAGCUGAUUUGCGCAGAUUCGAAAAAACAGAUGAACGACCUGAUCCGACCAUUCGAGUCGACUUGAUUCGACUUGGAUUCGACUUACGGCCGUUAGACGGUAUCAGCUCGUGGAAUGAUGCGUGAUGUGCGUGGAGGACGGAACGUCGUAGAACGAGAAGACUAACAAGAAUACUUCGAUUGUUGUAGAAUUUCGUUGUCAACGCAAAGAAUGCCAUGGAUUGCUGUUUCGCUGAUCAGUAUGACAAUUUGCAAAUCACGGAGACAUACUCGCAUGUUUCCAGUCCAGAGAUGUUCGAUAGUGACGCCGAGAAUGAUGUAAAUAAUCGAAACGACUGCCCGUUAUCUGAUGUCGACACAUUGUCAGCGACUAGCCCUCAGAAGCCCUCUCAAGCUGAGCUGGUUUCCAAAUCGGACAAUCACCUGCUGGCCAGAGUCAGCAAGUUCCUGAGUGGUGUGCCGCCUCCGCCCAAGCAUACGAUAUGUCAAAAUGACUGUUCCGACUUCCUGCAACUUAUUCAUGAAAACAGACGAUUUUUCUGGGUCAGAAGUCCAUUGCCGAGCAAGAGCUCGGGUGCCAAGGAGAGUGCAACAUCUCCGAAGCAGAUGGCAACGGCGGAAGCUGAUAGCAGGAGUAGUUCUUGUCAGAGAGGCGCUCCAAGAGACUUAACGGAUGCUUUCAACGCUUGCGAUUUGCCAGCCAAUGAUCUGGAUAGCGCGCAACUGGGCAUAGGUAGUAGUAAUAGUGAUAAUCUAAAUGCAAGACUCAGUGUUCCUAAGGAAACGAACAAGCUGACCAAUGUAACUAAAGAGACAAUAAGACCUCUAGCGACUAUGGAUUGUUUGAACGUUUCUGACGAACGAUCUCCACUUCUUUAUUAUUCACUCGGUGAGACUGAGGCGGCAGCUUUAAUUUGGCCCGAGGCGUAUUCUCACAAGUUUCAUGGCAUACAUUAUAAUCGAAGUAGAAGCAUAGAGGAAUUCGAGAACUUAUCAGUUAAGUUGUGCGAGAGAUACGUAGGAGCCGAAACACAGUCGACUUGUAAUAUAUGGUUCUCCAAACAACUGUCCGGAAGUACGAGAAAGCGGAAUUUACUGGCGAAGCGUGAGAUCGGCCAGAGUCCGGGAAAGAGACUGACUCACCUGGCUAAAAGGCGCAAGACCUUCUCCAGCGCUAACCUGCAGGGACUGAGCCUCACCGACAGGAGGCAGCUAAUAGUGCAAAUUAAGAAACCUAUGCAUAAAAAAGGGAAAAGUCCGCGGCAGGGCAAGAGCCCACGUGGCAAGAGUCCACGUGGUAAAAGUCCCAGGAGUUCGACGAAGAAGAAAGCGGCGCGGCGAUUGAUAAUGGACGGUUCGAGCCCGCGUAAGUCCAAGUUGGAGACGUCGAAGCGCGCGCUCUUUCAGAGCCCGCCCACGGACGCCGGGCCGAGCAAGUUGUUGAGCAGCGCAACCGGCAACAAGGAUACUCAAAAGAUCAAGCGCGUUCUGUUCUCGACGCCGAGGAAGGAGAGCGAGUUGGAGGACGCGAGACCGACGUCCUUGCGCGAGGAGAGCAGGAAGAGGAAGUGCGAGGAGGAGCUGGAGGGACCGCGGUUGAAGUGGCCGAAGAGCCUGUCCUUCGACUGCACGCACGAAUUGCAGAACACGUCGCGGACCGCAUGGGACCGACACUCGUCAAGCAGUAUUCUCUCGAAGAACGAAACGUCUUUCGGUCAGGGAAGAAACGAGCUCAGCGACACACACAGGAAGAAGUUACUUUGGGCGGUCGCGGAGGCUCUGCGAAGCAAAGGCAUUGGCAUGAAUCACCCGAAAUUCAAGCAAUACGCCGCGAUCCUGGCGCGCACGAUCAAACGAUUCAUGCCCGACCUCGAGAACAAGAAUAUCCCGCGGAAACCUGGCAGCACGACCGACCGCAUGCUGAAAUUGGCCAAGCACCACGUGCUGCUUCUUGUCGACGCUAGGUCGGUGGAUUGACAAUACUUGUCGGUAUAAAUUAUUGAAAUUGCAGAGGAUUUUACUCGCUACGGUAGGUUCGCUCCUCCAGCGAACGGAAUGUUAGUAAACUGACCAAAUAUGGGUGCUUGUAUCUUUAGCCGACGUGUGUUUACACUAUGACUUUUAUAUUUAAUUUAACAACUCGUAAAAAGAGAUAAGGUGGCGUUGUACCAUAGUAACAUUUAAGAUAUGGAAAAACGGUAUUGUAUGCUGUUACACCUGUCGCUUUUUAACAGGGUAUUAAACGUUUUUUAUCGCAUAAAUAAA